CACCCGCCCCUGGCGCCGACACUCACCGUGCCCCACCGCUGCCUGCUCUUGCUCUACGGAGGACACGGGCGGUCCAGCUACUGGACUCUGCUGCUGCUCGUGCGAAACGUGCUGUUCUUCGCCUUCUGCUCUGGAAAGCUUCCGACCGCGGUCGCCAAGAUCAGGGUCACCUCCAGCCCCAUCUUCAUCACCUUCUACCUGCAGGUGUGCGUGGUGGCCUUGGUGGGCAUCGCCCGCGCCGUGGUGUCCAUGACCGUGAGCACCUCGGACGCCGCCACCGUGGCUGACAAGAUCCUCUGGGAGAUCACGCGCUUCUUCCUGCUGGCCAUCGAGCUCAGCGUGCUCAUCCUGGGCCUGGCCUUCGGCUCGCUCGAGGCCAAGAGGAUCCCCCAAAUGGGGGGGACGGCCUGCGCGACCCUGUCCCUCCCUGUCCCCACCCCGCAGGGGACCCUGGAGAUCCUGUACCCGGACGCCCACCUGUCCGCAGAGGACUUCAACAUCUACGGCCACGGCGGCCGCCAGUUCUGGCUGGUCAGCUCCUGCUUUUUCUUCCUGGUCUACUCCCUGGUGGUCGCGCUGCCCAGGACGCCGCUGAAGGACCGCAUCUCCCUGCCCUCGCGGAGGAGCUUCUACGUGUACGCGGCCAUCCUGGCGCUGCUCAACCUGCUGCAGGGGCUGGGCAGCGCGCUCCUGUGCGUCGACGUCAUCCAGGGGCUCUGCUGCGUGGACGUCACCACCUUCCUGUACUUCAGCUUCUUCGCGCCGCUCAUCUACGUGACCUUCCUGCGCGGCUUCUUCGGCUCGGAGCCCAAGAUCCUCUUCUCGUACAAGAGCCAGGUGGACGAGCCCGACGAGCCCGACCUGCACCUGCCGCAGCCCUACGCGGUGGCGCGGCGCGAGGGGCCCGAGGGGACCCCGGGGACCCCGGCCUCGGCCCGCGGCUACUCCAGCACCCAGUUCCACGAGGCCGGCCUCCGCCACGCCGGCCUCCGCGGCGCCGACAGCGAGCGCUGGAGGCCCAUCAACGCCUGAGGGAGGCCCGGGGCGG
Microcebus murinus (gray mouse lemur) is the source of this 1048-nucleotide messenger RNA. NCBI's taxonomy places the organism in Eukaryota, Metazoa, Chordata, Mammalia, Primates, Cheirogaleidae. The record is from RefSeq and is a predicted model, not a curated record.